Messenger RNA from Mauremys mutica (yellowpond turtle), 4029 nucleotides. Its product is annotated as NACHT, LRR and PYD domains-containing protein 3-like. Bases 713 to 3682 code for a protein of 989 amino acids. NCBI's taxonomy places the organism in Eukaryota, Metazoa, Chordata, Testudines, Geoemydidae. The record is from RefSeq and is a predicted model, not a curated record. The transcript has 13 exons. Gene Ontology annotation, cellular component: cytoplasm. Gene Ontology annotation, molecular function: protein binding.
AAAAUGAAUUCUAUGAAGCUGCUGUAAAACAAACUCUGAUUGGGCUGAUCCAAAGGUGGUGAUAACAAGUCUGAGAGGGUCUGAACUAGGGAAGUUGCCUCAUUCUAUAGAAAGAAUUGAAAGAGUCCCCUACCCAGGUGGGGAUUCCAUGGUACAGAAAUAAAUGAAGUAUGGGGCAUGAGGAUAGCUAGAGCUCAUGUGCAGACUGCCUGGACAUUGCUGGAAAGAACUCUUUGAUGGAAGGCACAUGGGGCACACACACAUCUGAAGUGGAGCAUCCGGAGAUACACACGUCUCAAAGAAUUCAAGUUACUGUCUCUAUACUCCAAAAGAGUCUUGGUGGUGAAAUUCAUCCUAUUGCACUGCAGAAGGAGCACCAUGAAGAAAACACAGAAGAGGAACAGAACUUUCACAGCUCAUCGAUAAAAUCAAGGUGAAAUUAUUUCAAGCUGAGUGAGCAGACAGGAAACAGGGGCUGCUUGUAAAUGUGAACAUGUUUUCUGUUGCGACAGUUGUGAGCCACAAACUUUCUUCUGGGGGUGAAUUUUAAAAGUCGAAUUCACCCCAAACUAGCUCUCUUCAGAGAUGCAUGAUUUUUUUUGUGUGCAUCUGUGUUUAAGCACCAAGAAAACUGAGAGAAACAAAUCAAACGAGGCCACCAGAUCUAGUUUGUAGCUUUCUUGCUAACGGUUUUUUUCCCCUGAUACUGGUGAUGGAAAACCGAAGCAGCAUCAGUGACCUGCUUGUACGUGCCCUUAACAACCUUCUUCAGGAAGACUUUAAAAGAUUUAAAGACAAACUAUCACACUCUGACUUUAAGAGGAACGGUAUCAUUCCCCAGGGUCAGCUGGAGCAUGCUGACAGGAUAGAUACUAAGAACCUCCUGAUGAAAUUCUAUGGUGCAGAGACUGCCAUGGAUGUAACCAUAGACAUUUUCACUCAGCUCAAUUUCAGAGAUGCUGCUGAAAAACUCAGAGAAGAUGGAGAAAAAGUUUUAUCACAGGAAAAGGAGAAAACAGUAAAAGCUGAAGAAGAAACAAGAGGGAAUGACAGACGAGGGGAUCUGGGACCAUGUGCAAAGAAACAUCAGGCCAAGGAGCAGGGAGUUGAUAAUCCCUCUCUGAAAGGCUCUGAUUACCAGAAGAAGUAUAGAGAACAUAUACAAGAAGAAUACCAAAUGAUAGAAGAUAGGAAUGCUCGCAUGGGUGAACAAGUGAGUCUAGACAAAAGAUACACAGAACUGCUUAUUGUAAAGGAACAUCGGCAGCGGGAGGAGAAAGAACAUGAAAUAAUCACCAGAGGAAGGAAACACACAGAACUGAUGGCUCACCAGACCAGUCUCACUAAGAUUAAUGUUUUAUUUGACCCUGGUAGAAAUCAACAAAGCCCAAAAACUGUUGUGCUGCAGGGAGCUGCUGGAAUUGGGAAAACAAUGACAGCAAGAAAGAUCAUGUUGGACUGGGCAGCUGGAAAACUCUAUCAGAAAAAGUUUGAUUAUGUUUUCUAUAUAAAUUGCAGAAAAAUAAAUCUUGUUACUGCAAAGAAAAAUGUUGCUGAUUUGGUUUUAGACAAUUGUCCUAAUGGAAAAGGACCAAUUAAAGAAAUCUUUGAGAAGCCAGAAAAACUCCUGUUUAUAAUAGAUGGUUUUGAUGAAUUGAAUUCCGUGCUAGAUAUGGAGGAAGUUAGUCUGUGGUCUGACCCAUUUGAGAAGAAGCCAGUGAAAACUGUACUGUGCAGUUUAUUGAGAAAGAAAGUUCUUCAAAAAUCCUUCUUACUGAUCACUACAAGACCAACUGCUCUGGAGAAACUAAAGCAGAAUUUGAAAUUUCCAUGUUAUGCAGAGAUAAGGGGAUUUUCUGGAGAUGACAGGAAAGAAUAUUUUCAUAAAUUCUUUGGUGAUGAAAAGAAAGCAACACAAGCAUUUAAUUUUGUCCAAGAAAAUGAAAUGCUCUUCACCAUGUGCUUUGUCCCCAUUGUGUGUUGGAUCAUCUGCACGGUUAUGAAGCAACAGAUGGAAAGAGGGGAAGAUCUUGCACAAACUUCAAAAACAACCACAUCAGUAUAUUUGCUCUUUCUGACCAGUUUACUAACUGAUCAUUUCACUGACUCAGUGCAACAGUCUAAAACUACCCUGUGGAAGCUUUGCUCCUUGGCUGCAGAUGGAAUUUUAGAACGGAAAAUCCUGUUUGAAGAAGGUGACCUGAAGAAACACAAUUUAUCCUUGUCUAAGAUUCAGUCUCUCUUUCUGAAUAAAAGUAUUUUUCAAAAAGAUAUAGAAUGUGAAAGUGUCUACAGCUUCAUUCACUUGAGUUUCCAAGAGUUUUUUGCAGCUCUGUUCUAUGUGCUAGAGGAAGAUGAAGAGACAAUGAAAAAAUCUUUGUCUUCUAAGAAAGAUGUGACUCACUUGCUAAAAAUUUAUGGACCAUCUAAAAAUAAUUAUUUGAUGUUAACAGUACGUUUCUUGUUUGGUCUCUUAAAUAAAGAGAGAGUAAAUGACAUGGAGAAAAAAUUACAUUGUAAAACAUCAUCUGCAAUAAAGCUGGAUUUAUUGAAGUGGUUUGAAGCAGAAGCUAAAAACAUCUCCCUUCUGCCUUAUAAGACCUCUGGGGAACUGCGUGACCAGCUUGAGUUGUUUCACUGUUUGUAUGAGAGUCAGGAAGAAGAGUUUGUGAAAAGUGCAAUGGAUAAUUUCCAAGAAAUUAGAUUGGAACACAUCAGGCUUACAACAAUGGAUGAAAUUUCUCUUUCAUUCUGUGUAAAGAACUGUUGUAGUAAGCAGUCACUUUACCUGUGUAAUUGUACACUUGGGAUUGGAGAACGAGAAGAAGGAUGGAUAGCAAAGCUACGGAAAUGGUUAUUUCCUCUGAAUCCAGGGAUUAAAGAUCUGAGAACUUCAACUGCAUACUCAUUGUGUCAAGGACUGAAGGAUCCUAACUGUAAACUGAAGACAAUAUCCUUGUCCAGCUGCAAACUCUCAUCUGCUUUCCCCGAGCACCUCUCCCCUAAGAUGCUCUUUACAAACUGGUCCCUGGAAAAGCUGGAUCUGAGUGCUAACACACUGGGAGACUCAGGACUGAAACAUCUGUGUGAGGGACUGAAACAUCCACACUGUAAACUGCAGAUACUGCUGUUGUGGCAGUGCCAUCUCACAGCUGCUUGCUGUGGGGAUCUCGCUGCUGCACUCAGCACAAACCAGUCCCUGACUGAGCUUGAGCUGAGUGGGAAUAAACUGGGAGAUUCAGGUAUUAAAGUUCUGUGUGAAGGACUGAAACAUGCCAGAUGUAAACUGCAAAAAUUAGUGGUUUGGGAUUGCCAUCUGACUGAUGCUUGCUGUGGAGCUCUCUCCUCUCUGCUCAGCACAAACCAGUCCCUGAGAGAGUUGAACCUGAGCGGUAAUAACCUGAGUUAUUCAGGAGUGAAGCUUCUGUGUGAAGGACUGAAACAUCCAAACUGCCAGUUACAGAAGCUCGACUUGUCUGAAAACCACAUAGAUGAAAGAACAACCAAGGAGCUGGACGUUUUGCAGAAGAUAAAACCUGGGAACAGUCACACACCAGUCCCUCAGAGACCAAAGGAAUCUGAUUCUUCAGCCAGGUGUCUAUUAAAUCAAAUGCAUCAGCACCUGGUUAAAUGGCCACUCUUCAGCAGGAAAGAGUAUGUGAGUGAAAAAUUUACAUCUUGACAAAGAAAGAGCUUGGGGUUCCCGUCUACAUACUUUCUACUUCCUGAAUCUCAGCUGGAGAUGAUUCUCGAAGAAUAGAAAGAACUAUAGGAAGGGAGAGCAGACACCCUAUGGCAUUGACAACACUUGAAGAACAAAGGCAGCAUUACUGGAUAGGGUAAGGGACCCAGACUGAAAGAAAUUCAGCCUGUAAGACCAUUGAAACGUGAGAAGAGAGACUUUGCUUUGAAUUCACUUAGCUUCUUAAGUUAGGCAUUCAUUGUGUUUUACUUUUAUUUUCUUGUAACCAAUUCUGACUUUUAUGCCUCAUUACUUGUAGUCCCUUAAAAUCUACCUUUCUGUAGUUA